This is a messenger RNA of Talaromyces marneffei, 834 nucleotides long. RefSeq lists its product as uncharacterized. The transcript is spliced from 4 exons. The record is from RefSeq and is a predicted model, not a curated record. Lineage: Eukaryota; Fungi; Ascomycota; Eurotiomycetes; Eurotiales; Trichocomaceae. The coding region runs from base 1 to 834 and encodes 277 amino acids.
AUGAACUUCAAGAAACUCUUCAGUAUAAAUAAUCACAACAAUACUCGCAUGAAGCGGCCAGAUUAUCAAGAUAAAAACGUCGUGCCACGCCUUCCGCAAACUCGUCCACGAGCUUUGACUCUGCAGGAACCUAGCCAACAGACAGCGGGCCUCUUGGAGAGGCUGCCGAUUGAGCUCCGCCUUCUCAUCUAUAACGAAGUUCUCGGCCAUCACAGAGUCCAUGUGGUAUUCGAAUUUGGACUACGCGAAUACCGCACAUAUAAACGCAGGGAGCAUUUAGAGUGGCGAUGGUCAGGACGGGUAGAUGGGAAUCCAGGUCCCCCAAAUGGAAUGAUGGGCAAGAUAAAGCUUAAUUUCGCGAUCUUGCUGACAUGUCGACAAAUAUAUUCCGAAGCAAUCGAUAUCCUCUAUAGUACCACAACCUUCCUCUUCGCCACUCGCCAGCUCCUCUCUAGCUUUCCGUCAUUAGUUCUCCCGCACCGCUUCGCACUUAUCAGUUCUAUUGAAACAACAUGGAAUUUUGUCGGUCUAGGCGAACCGACCAUCUCUGUUGCGGACCAGAAAUGUUAUUAUGACAUGUGGGCUAUGCUUGGAGGCAUGCCCAAUCUCAAGCGCAUCAGGAUCAGUGUUGCUGCCUAUGAGUGCCCUAAUCCACCACCCGACAAUCUUAAGGAAGUGUGGCUAGGGCCGCUCAAACAGCUAGGGAAACUGGGAAUUUUUGAAGUGCUGGUCCCCGAGUCGUAUGCGAGGCAUUUCGGGGUUGAUGAUGGAUCGAACUUCACGCUGGGAACGUUCCGCGAUAUACCAUGCCCGGUUACGUGUCAUGCUGGGUAA